AUGUCUUGGUUCUCUUGGCUUUUCACUGUGUGGCCUUCUUCAGCCCUAUCCCUGCUCCUUGUGGGGCUUGUGGGCAGACAGCUGGUGCUCAGCGUGGUAGUGGAGUGUGUCCAGACAGUGUCUUGUUCUCGGUGGGGAACACCCAGCAAUCAGGGUCUGUUCCAGGAUGGAGAUGUAGUUAUCGGUGGGCUCUUUACUAUUCAUUACCAACCUCCAGCUAUAGACAACGACUUCACUCAGCUGCCACACUACAAACCUUGCACUGGAUUAGAACAAGUUCCACUGCAAUAUAUACAUGCUAUGGUGUUUGCGGUGGAGGAAAUCAAUCGUAGCACAGUGCUGCUACCAGGUGUGAAGCUGGGGUACCAUAUUUUGGAUAGCUGUGGCCGACCGCCAUGGGCUCUCCAGGCAGCACUGUCACUGGUUGGGGGAGACAGCCCCAGCUGUAAUUCAGCAGACCCUCCAGACUAUUCUGCUGAGUAUGGAGAGGGAAUUGGAGAAGGGAGAGUUUCCUUGAUCAUCGGUGGUGCUUCAUCCGUAACAGGCCAGAUACUGUCCAGGAUCCUGGGCCCACUCUCUAUCAGCUACUUGUCGAGCUGCCCCUGUCUCAGUGACAGGCGUCAAUUUCCUAACUUCUUCAGGACCAUCCCCAGUGAUAUUUACCAAGCCCGGGCCAUUGCCCAGCUUGCCAUACACUUCAACUGGACCUGGAUUGGGGCAGUGGUAGCAAACAAUAAUUACGGCCACAUGGCAGUAAAGGUAUUUCAGGAGGAGACUCAGGGGAAAGGGGUGUGUCUGGCAUUCAUAGAGACUCUCCAAAGGGAAAACAUUGUGAGUGAUGCCAGACGAGCAGCACUCACAAUUCAGGCCUCAACUGCGAAAGUGAUUCUGAUCUUUACCUGGUACACAGAUGUGAGGGAACUGUUCCUGCAACUCGCCAAGAUAAAUGUGACUGACAGACAGUUUCUGGCCAGUGAGGCUUGGAGCACCAGUGGUGAUCUUAUACAAAAUGUUGUCUCAAGUAAAGUAGCAAAAGGUGUUCUUGGUGUUGCCAUUAGAAGCUCAGCUAUACCUGGAUUUGAAACUCAUAUUCGAAGUUUGCACCCAUCUCAUCAUCCUGAUGACGAGUUCUUAAGAGAAUUCUGGGAAGCCGAAUUUGGAUGCAGUCCUGGGGCCACACCUUUCUUUUCACAUUCCUCUCAAUCCUUCAAAUCUGUAACCCCUUCUCAAAGUGGCACCGAGUCACUGGAGGGAGUUCAGAAUCACUUCACUGACACCUCCCAGCUGCGAGUGGCAUAUAAUGUCUACCUUGCCGUUUAUGCUGCAGCCCACGCCCUUCACAGCCUUCUGUCCUGCCCUGAUAGAAACAGUUCACCCAGACACAACAGCUCCACCUGCUCCUCUCCAAAACAUAUCAAACCCAAAGAGCUGUUGCAGCACUUGAACCACAUAAAUUUCACCACACCACAGGGUGAAAUGUUUUACUUCCAAGGUGCCGACAUUCCAGCAAAGUAUGACCUUGUUAACUGGCAGAGCACCCCCAAGGGUUCACAAAAACUUGUUUUGAUUGGUCGUGUGGAUGGUUUUGACCUCGACCUCAGUGAGUCAGCUAUUCAGUGGAGCACAGGAUCAAGUCAGGUGCCUAUUUCAGUGUGCAGUGAGAGCUGUCCCCCAGGCACCCGCAAGGCCAAUAGGAAAGGAGAACCUCUCUGCUGCUUUGACUGUAUCCCAUGUGCUGAAGGGGAGAUAAGCAAAACAAAAGGCUCCCUUCACUGUGAGCGUUGUCCAUUAGAGUUUUGGUCCAAUGCUGAACAAACUGCCUGCACCCCUCGCCAGCUGGACUUCCUUUCCUUUAAUGAAACUCUGGGCAUUACCCUGACUACUGCAGCUGUGUCUGGUGCUGCCAUUACAACAGCUGUGUUUGUGGUCUUUCUCUGCCACCGUCAAACACCUGUGGUUCGAGCCAACAAUUCAGAACUGAGCUUUCUGCUACUCCUGUCACUAAAGCUCUGCUUCCUGUGCUCACUGGUGUUCAUUGGUCGUCCAUCAGUCUGGUCUUGUCGGUUCCAGCAGGCAGCUUUUGGGAUCAGCUUUGUACUUUGUGUUUCCUGCCUCCAAGUGAAGACUAUAGUUGUACUUGCAGCGUUCCGUUCAGCUCGGCCUGGUGCUGAAGCUUUGAUUAGAUGGUUUGGACCAGGCCAGCAGAGAGGAAGUGUCUGCCUUCUUACUUGUAUACAGAUUAUCAUCUGUGCCAUAUGGUUGUCCCUCAGCCCCCCGGUGCCUCAACGUGAUCUGGGUUUUCAAGGGUCAAAGGUCACCCUGGGGUGUGCCAUGGCCUCUGUGGUGGGCUUCUCUCUGGUUCUGGGUUACAUUGGUCUGCUGGCCUGCACCUGUCUCCUCCUGGCCUUUCUUGCUCGGAAACUCCCUGACAACUUCAAUGAAGCCAAACUGAUCACCUUCAGCAUGCUGAUAUUCUGUGCUGUCUGGGUGGCCUUUGUCCCUGCUUACAUUAGCUCUCCUGGGAAAUAUACUGUUGCUGUAGAGAUUUUUGCAAUCCUGGCCUCUAGCUAUGGUUUACUGGUCUGCAUCUUUGCCCCCAAAUGUUUUAUCAUUCUCUUGAGGCCUGAGAAAAAUACUAAAAAACAUCUGAUGGCAAGGUAA
Messenger RNA from Epinephelus moara (kelp grouper), 2661 nucleotides. RefSeq names its product extracellular calcium-sensing receptor-like. NCBI's taxonomy places the organism in Eukaryota, Metazoa, Chordata, Actinopteri, Perciformes, Serranidae. Gene Ontology annotation, biological process: G protein-coupled receptor signaling pathway. Gene Ontology annotation, molecular function: G protein-coupled receptor activity. Bases 1 to 2661 code for a protein of 886 amino acids. The transcript is spliced from 12 exons. Gene Ontology annotation, cellular component: membrane. The record is from RefSeq and is a predicted model, not a curated record.